Hymenoscyphus albidus is the source of this 1104-nucleotide messenger RNA. The record is from the annotation of a GenBank genome assembly. Lineage: Eukaryota; Fungi; Ascomycota; Leotiomycetes; Helotiales; Helotiaceae.
AUGUCCAACUCCACCUCCCUCCCCCACGCUCUCACCACUCCCCCAACAAAAUGGCUCUCCGCAUACAGCACCUUCAUAACCACCCACCAAUCCUCCGUAACCCAGAUCGAAUCCGCGCUGCGCUCCCUAACCUACAUCAUCCCGGGCCGCUUCCGGGACGCCGAGCUAGCAUCCGAAUCACUACAUUCAUCCAUCCAACUACUCUCCAUGUACCACGACACGCUACUCACACGCUCCCUCUCGAAACUCCCCGGCGCGCCGAAGCAACAAAGUUUCCAUAACCGGUACACGAAGUUCUGGAUCCAGAAGAGUAAAUUCUACCGGCGGGUAGCGACGAUAUUAGCGAUAGUGCAGUAUACCGAGCUCCUCUGGGAAAUGACCGCGAAACGCAAGGGGACGAAGACACGAUGGCGGGUGGUAGUUCUUUUAGAAGCAAUCAAAGCAUUCUGUCGGCUCUUCCUCUUAAAAAUCACAAACUCCCGACCCUUGGUCACCCCCGCGCUCCCAGAACGCGAGCUCAUCCCGGAAGACGAGAAGGAGGACGAAGAAGACGAGGAGGCGUUCCUAGAAGCUGAGAUCGAAGGCCGUCCCCACCCGCAGAUCCUGGAGAAGGAAUAUAAAAUGAAGAGGACGGGACUCUCGCUACCAAGUUUACCAAAGAGUAGCGAUAUCUCCUCGUACUUGCUAUCCAAAGUCUUGACGGCAGAUGACAUCAAAUCCCCCUCCACGCUCCUAAACAAACUCCACGGCUCCGCGCACCUCGCAGAGAUCCUCCACAUUCUGCAACCAGUAAUCUACGCCAUCGCCAUGUCCCGUUCAAAGUCCUCCAAGAACUGGCAACCCUGGCUGUUAGGCUUGAGCGUCGAGUACGCCGCGCGACAACUGCGGAAAGACGGGCUACGCACAACCGCCUUGGAGAGGGAGCAGUGGAAUAAAAGGGGCUGGGCAAUGGGCUGGUGGGCGAUGAGAGGUGCAUUCUACGAGAACGUUACGAAGGGCUUUUUGCAUAGGACGAGUGAGAGGUUACCUGGCUUGAUUAGUGGUGUGUUGGAUGAUUACUUGUAUUUGUGGGAUAAUUAUUAUUUUAGUACUAGUUCGAAUUGA